AGACGGCGCGGAGCGCGGCGGCGUCGACGUCUAGUGUCUCCUGUGCGCCCGUCUGUGGCUCCUCAGCCAGCACAGCCAGGCUCAGCGAGAGGUACAGCUCGCACCCUGCGGCCACCCGGACAGCCCGACCAUGCUCAACUUCGGCGCUUCUCUCCAGCAGGCUUCGGAGGAGAAGAUGGAGCUGAUGUCUGAAAAGCUGGGAGAGAGCGUGUACCCCUGGAACAAGACGGAGAAGAGUGACUUCGAGGCUGUGGAGGCGCUCGUGUCCAUGAGCUGCGACUGGAAGCAAGGUUUCAAGAAAUUCCUUGAGGCCAGGCCUGUCACUCCAGUGUCUGACACGUCAGAGGAGGAGAGCUUGCUGCCAGGGACACCUGACCUUCACACGAUCCCAGCCUUUUGUCUGACUCCGCCUUACAGCCCCUCUGACUUUGAACCCUCUCAAGUGUCAACUCUGAUGGCACCAGCGCCAUCUACUGGCCACUUCAAAUCAUUCUCCGAGGCCCCCAAAGCUCCUCUUGCUGCUCCGCCCAAAGAGGAAGAGAAGAGUCCUGUGGCGGCCCCUCCCCUCCCUAAGGCUCAGGCAACGAGUGUCAUCCGCCACACAGCUGAUGCCCAGCUCUGUACCCACCGCUCCUGCCCUGUGAAAGCAGCCAGCAUCCUCAGCCAUCAGGACAGUUCUUUCCGGAGAAGAACCCACCCAAAUACAGAGGCUUCACGAAAGAACAUACCCUGCGCGGCCGUGCCACCCAACAGAUCCAAAUGUGAGCCAGACGCACCCGCGGAUGGUGACGAGAAGGCAGGCGCCGCACCCUGUGACCUGGCUGUGCCGUCCUCAGAGACAGUCAUUUGUCCGUCUCAGCCGGCUCCUGGGUCCCCAUUGCAGAAGCCUGUCUUGGUCCCCUCACCCACAGUGCCCACUGCGGGCGUACCACCUCUGCCUGUCAUCUGCCAGAUGGUUCCCCUUCCUGCAAACAACUCGCUGGUGACCACAGUUGUCCCCAGCACUCCAGCCAGCCAGCCACCAGCUGUCUGCCCCCCUGUGUUGUUCAUGGGCACCCAGGUGCCCAAGGGCACCGUCAUGUUCGUUGUUCCCCAGCCUGUUGUGCAGAGCCCGAAACCUACGGUGGUAAGCCCCAAUGGCACCAGACUGUCUCCCAUCGCCCCUGCGCCCGGAUUCUCUCCUUCGGCAGCGAGAGUCACUCCACAGAUGGAUUCGUCCAGAGUGAGGAGUCACGUCUGCAGCCAUCCCGGCUGUGGCAAGACCUACUUUAAAAGUUCCCACCUGAAGGCCCACGUGAGGACACACACAGGGGAGAAGCCUUUCAGCUGCAGCUGGAAAGGGUGUGAGAGGAGGUUUGCUCGCUCUGAUGAACUGUCCAGACACCGGCGGACCCACACGGGCGAGAAGAAAUUUGCCUGUCCUAUGUGCGAUCGUCGGUUCAUGAGGAGUGACCAUUUGACCAAGCACGCCCGGCGCCACCUGUCAGCCAAGAAGCUCCCAAACUGGCAGAUGGAGGUGAGCAAGUUAAGUGAUGUCGCUCUACCUCCGACCCCCGCCUCUGCACAGUGACAGGCCGGAGGAUGAAGAACCAGAACUAACUUUGGUCAGUCAGGAGCCAGCGAUGGUGUCAAGAUGCUUCUGCGAGUCUGUGGUCCUCCAGCAGGGGCCAAAGCAGAAGCCCCUCGCCUGAGGAAAGGCCAGCCUGGGUUAGAUGGCCAGUGCUUCAGCCGCAGGCAGGUCACAGAAGGGCAGGUUUCAUUUCUUACCACACAGAGAUGAGAAAGCUUUUUCUCCAUUGAAUAGUGUUGAAGGUUUCGGAUGAGGUCAGCACAGAUCCUGAAUCAUGUCCACAUUGGUACUUAGUUUCUGCAGUUUAUACUUGAGGCCAGCUUGGCCGUGUGGCUCAGUUCUAAAGCAUUGGAUUCAAGAAUCUAGAGGCUGGAAGUUGCAGUACAGAGAUGGAGCUGGGGAAUGAGCUUGUGUCCCACAGAGACGCCAUCUUCUCCUAGAGUUAUCUUGCUUAUUGGUCCUCAUCCUUCCGGUCACCUCCAUGGGUGUAGUUACUAUUGAGUAUACCUAAAACAGUCAUUUCCCACUCUUGUUGGUAUUUAAAGUUGAACAGCUGUACAUCGUUAAGGGGGAGUCAGAGGUGGACCCCUCAUUAAUUUAAUUGCUUGGAAGCACAGCUAAAAAAAAUUUUUUUCGUGCAUUUUUUUAGUUUAGUGUUAACAACAUUUAGGCAUUUUACUCCUCUUUAGGUUUUAGUUUGCCUGCAGUUUCUCGUGUAGAUUUGGAAAUUGUGUACCAAUGUGUUUUCUGUAGACUUAAGUAAGAUACGCUGCACUUUGUUUAGGAAAAAAAUCUAAAGAUGAAAGUAUGUAUUGAUGAGAAGGGAUGUCGAAUCUGAGAUAACUCCUGAGAAGGAUGGCUUUACGUCAUCAUAAAGGACGCUUACGUCGAAGAUACACUGUGUGCUUUUUCAAAUUAGGAAGUUAAUGGCCGUUACAGAUGGACAGUUUUCCUCUUUAUUUAUGGGAGUUUUUCAGGCUGUGGGAAUAGAUAGGUAGAAAAACUGUCAUUAGAACAUUCACUUCCAACUUGAAACGACGUUCACGAUGCAGUUGCGUUCUCAACCACCACAGUGUCUGGGCACCUUUGGAACUCACCGAGACCCAGGGCCUUGCAUGUGUUCUGCAAGUGCUCGCCCACCGAGCUGCGUCCCCAGCCCAGAACAGUGAGUUCUGCUAACAGUAUUUCUGUUCUGGUUUAAAGUAGAUAAUUCACUUGGUAGUAAAGGUAAACUGUCCAAAAUCUAUAGUGGAAAAACUGUCACUGUACCUCCUCCCAUUUACACUGUUUCUGUAUCUUGGGUGUAGGUUUCUGACAUGCAAACUUGAACCCUUGAAAAAAAAAAAUUUUCUUAAAAAAAAUGAUGAAUCAUGAGUUCCAAUUUGCACAAUAUUUUUUGUUGUACUUUAUACCUUGUUUACAAUAAAGAGUUUCCUUUGGUAUAAA
Molecule: messenger RNA, 3016 nt
Organism: Alexandromys fortis (reed vole)
Lineage: Eukaryota; Metazoa; Chordata; Mammalia; Rodentia; Cricetidae
Gene: Klf10
Product: KLF transcription factor 10
Exons: 4
Coding region: 131-1570 (479 amino acids)
Biological process (GO): regulation of transcription by RNA polymerase II
Molecular function (GO): DNA-binding transcription factor activity, RNA polymerase II-specific; RNA polymerase II cis-regulatory region sequence-specific DNA binding
Source: RefSeq, a predicted model, not a curated record